GCACCGGCGUGAACCCAUUCGUUCCGGCUUGGUCACAUCACAAGUCGGGGCUGCUGAUGCAAUGCGCGAAGCUGGUGCUUCUCCCUCUCGCAGUUUUGCGACUCUGCAUGGUUGCAACAGCUUUUCUAUGGUUGGUACUCGCAGAAUUGCUAUGCUGGCCUCUUAGCGCCGUUCCCGUGGUGAGGCGACCCCUGCACUGGCUUUUGUCUUAUGCGGGAUGCAGUCUCGCACUACUUGGCCUUGGCUUCUGGUUUACCGCAGGAGGUCAUGUGCUGGCAGAUCAUCGACGGCUGAAGCUUGCACCUCCAAAGGUGAGCCGCUCGUCUUGUUAUGAUGCUCGACGAGGAUGCCUGGUGCUAUCAAACAUGCAGGGCCUGACAGAUGUCCUGUACUUGGGCAUGAGGCUGUGUCCUGUGUUUGUCUUUCCGGCAGUUGAUGGGUCGCCUAUCCCAUACUACUCGAUUCUGGGGGCACUUCGCAGGGCUGGUGCCCGGCGGGCUUCUCCAGCUUCUGAGAAGCCGCAGUCCUUGCGUGACAUCGCAGAAGAAGCCAGGGCAGGCUGGCGUGGACCUGUUGUUGUCUUUCCGGAAGGUGCGCGCACAAAUGGGACGGCAGUCCUGGCCUGGAAGAAGAGCACCUUCCAGGGAUUGCAAAGCUUUGAGCAACCCGUGGGCACCGCGCUGGUGACCCUGGAGUACAACAAAGAAGGUGCAUACACUCCUCAUCAUACUGUUGGAACCAUCUUCAAGCAUAUUCUGUUCCUUUGCAUCCAGCCGUUCCACUCCGUGAAGAGCACAUGGCUUCCAGCCAGUGAUGUGGCGACUGCUGUGAAGGGCAAGCCAACGACAGAGGCCAUGGCACUUCUGAGGUCAGUACUUGCCAGGAUGAUUUCGGGAGCCGUUGAAGUGGAAUUACAUGCUGAAAAACACCAAGAAUUCAUGGCGUUCUGGGAGGCAGCCCAGCAGAAGGGUUACACAAAGGCAUCCAAGAAGUCAUGA
Molecule: messenger RNA, 998 nt
Organism: Symbiodinium pilosum
Lineage: Eukaryota; Dinophyceae; Suessiales; Symbiodiniaceae
Source: the annotation of a GenBank genome assembly